Kockovaella imperatae is the source of this 1248-nucleotide messenger RNA. Its product is annotated as sec14 cytosolic factor. The record is from RefSeq and is a predicted model, not a curated record. The transcript has 8 exons. NCBI's taxonomy places the organism in Eukaryota, Fungi, Basidiomycota, Tremellomycetes, Tremellales, Cuniculitremaceae. The coding region runs from base 66 to 890 and encodes 274 amino acids.
CACGCACACAUCUUCUUCAUCUUUUGCACGAUUGAGAAUUGCACUGGAUAUCUGUCAUCUACAUCAUGGCAACCACCAAAGACCCUCUCUCUGGACACCCAGGACAUUUGGACGAGCAUCAGACUCAAACACUCGAGGCGUUUCGAUCUGAACUUACUUCGGCCGGAUUGAUCCCUGAGAACCGCGAUAUCAUGACCAAAGAACUUGGUUACGACCGAUAUGAUGAUCAAACGCUCUUGCGAUUCCUACGUGCAAGGAAAUUUGAUAUUCCCAAAGCCAGAUUGAUGUGGGAGAACAAUGAGAAGUGGAGGAAAGAGUUUGGUACGGAUGAGAUUGCGGCUUUUCCUUGUUGUCCGGUGUUUGAUAAUCUUCACUCGCCUCGUCCUGCGCUGUACUCACUCUCACAUCCUCAAUCUCGUUCUAACGUUGCUAUACUACGAUGUUCCUCCCUCGCCCGCUGUCACAGGCACGGUUUCGAUUACCACGAAGGACCCGAAGUCAACAAGUACUACCCUCAAUUCUACCACCGUAUAGAUCGUGAAGGUCGACCCAUCUACAUUGAACGACUCGGAGCCAUCGACGUCGCAAAGAUUGGAGCCUUGACAAAUCAGGAUAGACAGCUCAAACAUCUCGUGGACGAAUACGAAAAAUUCCUCAAGGAUCGAUUGCCAGCAUGUUCAAAGGAGAAGGGAGAGUUGGUCGAGACGAGUUGUACCAUUUUGGACCUGCACAAUGCGGGAAUCAGUAGUUUCUACAGGGUGAAGGAUUACGUGUCCGCUGCCAGUGCCAUUGGCCAGAACCACUCCCGAAACUAUGGGACACAUGUUCAUCAUCAAUGCCCCCUACCUAUUCUCCACCAUCUGGUCCCUUAUCAAACCCUGGCUCGAUGAAGCGACCGUGCGAAAGAUUCACAUCCUGGGAAAAGGGUACAAGAAUGAAUUGGAUCAAUACAUUGACCUGGACAACCUUCCUAAAGAGAUUGGAGGUCGAUGCGACCGAUGCAAGAAUGGAUGUAUGAACUCGAACGCUGGACCUUGGAACAGAAGUGCAGAUGUGGGCGCCUUUGCCAGUGGCGCUGCUGGUGCGGGAUCCACACCGGCCGUGACGGCCACUCCUGGUGCUCCUGCAUCUUAGGAUGGCGGGAUCAUGACUGUCCCCGUCCUCGAAUGUGGAGGAGAGAGGCAGUACAGUACGCGUCCGCCGGAGCCAGUUGUCCCCUCGUUCGGUCUUAGAUGUUCGAGAGAACGA